Molecule: messenger RNA, 1451 nt
Organism: Sebastes umbrosus (honeycomb rockfish)
Lineage: Eukaryota; Metazoa; Chordata; Actinopteri; Perciformes; Sebastidae
Product: proenkephalin-A-like
Exons: 3
Coding region: 437-1183 (248 amino acids)
Biological process (GO): chemical synaptic transmission; neuropeptide signaling pathway; sensory perception
Cellular component (GO): axon terminus; neuronal cell body; dendrite
Molecular function (GO): opioid receptor binding
Source: RefSeq, a predicted model, not a curated record
CCCGGUGACGUAAGCGCACCAACUAUACUUUAACCGCGCCGCAGAGCCACGGAGCCGCAGCAGCACUCCACCGAGCACUUUGAACGGACUCCCGCAACACUUUAACGGCUCUUUGUGUUUCUCCUUCUAACCGGUUCUUCUAACACCCGGAGCGAGCCACCCGGUCCGGUCCGGUCCAGUAGGACUUCACUUUUUCACGGAACAACCGACCCGGAGUCAGUGAGAGACAGGUGUGUCUGCUGAUUGGCUGAACCGUGAACCUGCUCUGCACCCCCACCCCCGCCGCGUGCAGCACAGGGAGCUCGAGCGCAGAUAUAUCGGGUGCACCAGGCUCGCGCCACUCAACAGUUCCCCACUCCGCUGGUACCCCCGAGGGCACGCGCGGACUAGGAAAGCAUUGAACAGCUUUAAUCUCGUUUAAAAUACCACAGAGUCCAUGGCUGCCCCGCGCGCACACAGCAGCUGCUUGUGGAUGCUGGUCCUGGGCGCGUGCGUGUCGCUGGUGGUCGGCACGGAGUGCGGGAAGGAGUGCGCCCUGUGCGUGUACCGUCUGCUGGGACAGCAGUCUGGUUUCUCCUCCCUGACAUGCUCACUUGAGUGCGAGGGCGGGUUGGACAGUCAGAAGCUCCGCCUGUGCCGGGACUUCUUGUUGGAGGAGGAAAACCACAUUCCUCUGAAUGCCGACCCCCGUCAACAGCAGGAACAGGAAGCGGCGGGCGCCAUGACAGCUGACGACGAAGACGCGACAUCACCUGAACACGUGCUGGCCAAGAAGUACGGCGGAUUCAUGAAGCGCUACGGCGGCUUCAUGUCUCGCCGCUCCUCCUCACCAGAGGGGGUUCUGGAGGAUCCCGGAAACCAGGACGAAGAGGAAACCAUACGCCUGGAGAUCCUAAAGAUUCUCAACGAAGCGGCUGAGCACGGUGGCGAAGGGGACGGUCAGGGAGGCGAGGCGGUGAAGAGGUACGGGGGCUUCAUGCGUCGAGCUGACGGAGGGGUGGCGCAGGGCGAUCUGCUGGAGGCGGUGCUGGGCCGCGGGCUCAAGAAGCGCUACGGAGGGUUCAUGAGGCGCGUUGGCAGGCCCGAGUGGCUGGUGGACAGCAGCAAGAGCGGGGGGGUGUUGAAACGGGCCUGGGAGAACGGCAGCGAGCUACAGAAGAGGUACGGGGGGUUCAUGGACUAGGACGUCACAGUUAUGACCCUUCACUCCCCCCAUCCCUCCAAACCCCUCUCUUCAACCAGUCACCUUGUAAUCUGGACUUGCUGGUGUUUGAAUCCCCCCCCCACCCCCUCGCUUUGUAUAACGUGCUGCUGCCUACUUCAUUGGUUCAACUGCUCCUGUAAUGAUAAAAAAAGAUAAACAUAUGUUGUUCAGAUGUACACAAAUCAUAUUUUGUUCUGUUUUUGGUUCUCCCGAUGAUAUUAUUUAUUAAAUCAAUCUGUUGAUCGAG